Molecule: messenger RNA, 1494 nt
Organism: Brugia pahangi
Lineage: Eukaryota; Metazoa; Nematoda; Chromadorea; Rhabditida; Onchocercidae
Source: the annotation of a GenBank genome assembly
AUGGAAGAUGGCAACAAUGGAUUUAUCCUACACGUGGGGAAACAUGUUACGUGUGAGGGAAAUCCACCAGAACUCAGUGAUUCCCACAAAUUAACCAAAAAAAUAUUCUGGCGAGAAAGAAUCAAAGGGAUUCGUUAUGUGGUGGCACCAAUGGUUGACCAAAGUGAGCUCGCAUUCCGAAUGAUGCUACGAAAACAUGGUGCGCAUCUUUGUUUUUCACCAAUGAUUCAUGCGCAACUUUUUGUGACCGAUGCUACUUAUCGCCGUACGGCGUUGUCGACAUGUCUUGAUGAUCGACCUCUUGUUGUACAGUUUUGUGCUAAUGAUCCGGUGAUACUACUAAACGCGUGCCAGUUAGUUGAAAGCUUUUGCGAUGGAGUAGAUUUGAACCUGGGUUGCCCUCAACUUAUUGCCAAACGUGGACAUUAUGGCGCGUAUUUGCAGGAAGACUUAAAAUUGAUUUGUGAAAUGAUUACAUUGCUACAUUCGCGUUCACGAUUACCUCUGUCCUGCAAAAUACGAAUUUUGCAGGAUAUUAAUGAAACGGUCGCGUAUGCCAGAGCAUUGGUGAAAGCAGGUGCUUGUAUGCUUACUGUUCACGGAAGAACUCGAGAGCAACGAGGUCCGAAUACUGGUCUAGCGGAUUGGUAUGCAAUGCGCGCCGUCGUAAGCGCCGUUGAUGUGCCGGUCUUAGCAAACGGCAAUAUUCAGUUACCCGGUGAUGUUGAUCGGUGCUUAGAAAUAACGGGUGCAAGUGCUAUAAUGAGUGCAGAAGGUAUCCUUUCAAAUCCAUACCUAUUUGAAAAACGACACGAAGUAAAUUGGACUGCAGCUCGGGAGUACCUGGAUUUUGCAGAACGUUAUGAAUCUACUACUAGUGCUAUCCGAGCUCACUUAUUCCGUAUAUGCCACCACAGUUUAUUAGAGUACAGUGAUUUACGUGAACGUUUAUCAUACGUCUGCACUACAGAAGAUUUUCGUCAAAUUAUGGAUGAUUUGGAAAGGCGUGUUUCUAAGUCAAUUUCAAGCUCAGGAUUGGAAUUUACAGUACUGAAAGAAAUAGCUUUGGCUACCUCUCCUGCAUUGAUGCCUCAUUGGAUUUGUAAGCCCUAUUAUCGUCCGAUGCGCAAUGAUUCAUCUAUUUCUGAUUCGGUGUAUCGUGAACGACGGCGGGCGGAGCUUGAUGCUUUGGCUCAGAAGACUGGUCUUUCAAAGAGACAGUUACGUAAGCGUGAGAAGCGGAAAAUUGAAGAUCGAAAGGAACAGUGCAAGAUUCAAACUUAUUCGAAGUGUUUACGUUGUGAUUUACCAGCCAGUCAGGGUUGCACAUUCGUUUAUUGUAGGAAUUGUUGUCGUUUCAGAGCUGCGACGGAACGAAAGGACUGUAAAACUCACAAUUUCCAUUUUACUACAAAGAUACCAUGGUGUUAUCGUGAACAUGAUGGUUCAGCGGCAAUUGCAACAGCGCUUAUUUCCGGAAUAAUGGGAUUGUAG